AUGGUGGGAAGGCGGCAGAUCUUGCACUGGCUCGGCGUCGACAGCCCUACGUCAAGGACUCUGCUUGUCCUCAAACUCGCAGUGUUCUUGGACAUGGUCGGGGUAGGUCUAUACGUUCCUCUGCUUCCCUUCUAUUGGCGUGAGCUGGGGGUCAAGACCGAGCUGCUGGGUCUGGUGGCCUCAGUGUACCAGAUCUCCCAGAUAGUCAGCGGGGUGGUGCUGGGGUAUGUUAGUGACCACAUGUCGGGCAGGAAGAACAUUCUCCUGCUCAGCUUCUUGGGGAGCGCAGUGUCGUACGCCCUUGCUGGGCUCUCGUACCAGAACUCUCUCAUCUCCACCCUCGUGCUGAGCCGCUUCAUCGUCGGGCUGGUAAAGCAGACCAUGACCAUCAGCAGGGCUAUCACGACUUCGCUCACCACCGACGAGGACAGGACUAGGUCCCUGUCGCAUCUGCGCGCUUGCGCCACCCUCGCCUUCCUCGUUGGGCCCACCAUGGGCGGCCUCCUCUCAAAGACCUUCAACAAGGCAGUACCAGCAUACGCGGCUGCUGCGCUCUUCGUGCUCAAUGCUCUAAUGGUGCAGAUCGUGCUCCCGAACGACAUCUCCUCGCAUGCACACCCGGCCAAGGAGAAGAAGGAGGAGACGGAGGAGGAGGAGAAGAAGGAGGAGGAGAAACGCAAGACCCUCGUGCGAAGCAACUCGACGGGCGCCGUGCAAGGGAUCAGGGACUUGCUGGAGAAGGAGGGGCUGGGCAGCCUGACACUCAUCAAGUUCCUCAACUCAGUCUUCGUGGCUGCCUGCCACGUGUUCUCAUCCAAGUACGUAACGGAAAAAUACGAGCUGGAGCCACACCACAUGGGGUACCUCUCCUCUUACCAGUCUCUUGUCUCGCUAGCCUCUCAGACGUACCUUGUCGCGGCCAUCUCUAAGAGGUUUGGUGAGGAGAGGACACUGCAAGCCGCUUUCCUGUGCUGGAAGGCUUCUCUCAGCACAUCCUCAUCUAUGCUGCGCUGA
Molecule: messenger RNA, 1014 nt
Organism: Guillardia theta CCMP2712
Lineage: Eukaryota; Cryptophyceae; Pyrenomonadales; Geminigeraceae
Exons: 3
Coding region: 1-1014 (337 amino acids)
Biological process (GO): transmembrane transport
Molecular function (GO): transmembrane transporter activity
Source: RefSeq, a predicted model, not a curated record